AUGCAGUCGACCUCCGGAGUAUUAGACCUGGUUUAUGGAUGCAACAAAUCGAUUUUCAGUUUGCCUCGUGGUAGCGACCUUGCCAAUUGUCUUCGCGUCAUUAAUGAAUGCAACGGCGCAUUCCGCCGUCUGUACGCCCCUCCCGCCCAGGCCGCAACCUUGAACAACUCAGCCAAGAGAGAGCAGAAAAGAAAAUGGAAGAAGGCUAGGAUACGUAACAGAGCGACAUUCGUUCUUGAUGGCGUGUUCAGGCACUUUAGAUGUGACACCCAGCAUGAGGUGUUACUAAAGCUUUUUGAAGACCCCGACGAGAACUUGGAGUUGCCGAGUUUAGAGCUCGUGUUAUCGAGAUGUCCAGAUUCAAGGUUAUUACAGGAAGUGCGCUGUGGCUCCGUCAUCCUAAAGGAAAUGUCAAUCCAAUCAAUCCCCAAUAUCUGCACCGGCCUCCAGGAACAGAUUGGCCGAGGAAAAGAGUUAUUUCUAUGCAUUGAGGAGUACGGGCUUUUCGGUGCCUGGGCAGAUUCCACUUCCGCAACGGAUCCGUCCUCUAAAGAGUCCCUGAAUCAACUAAUAGUCGAUGGAGCUUUCGAGCCCCGUUCGCGAAACAUCAAUGCAGUGAUGGUUGGAUCCUCGCAAACAAAAUUCAGCACCAGAGAGAAACGAGCACUUGCCGUCAAACUCGGUUUUUGCCUCAUGGACUUCUUCGAUGCCGACUUUAACUCCAAGAAGAUCUACUUCUUAGAUUCGGCAAAUCAGGCAGAGAAGAGAGAAAUCCCCUAUCUGGCGUUCCGUUCACAGCUUCCGGCCCCAAGUGAAUCGUACAAUUUUAAAAUGGGCCAUCCACAUCCCGCGUUACUUUCUUUCGCCAAAUUGCUCAUUGAGAUGGACUGCGGUCAGAUAAUAAAACUUGAUAUAGACCGAGAUUAUACGCGGAAUCGAGACGCGUGGCUAAAGCUCCUAGAUCUCGUGGAUGAAAUUCAAGGAGAUGUAGGCGAAUCAUAUCUCCAAGCGAUCAGAGGCUGUCUUCUUGCUCAUCAGAAGAUCGCCGAGGCGUUGGGCUCUCGUGAGCGUGGACGCAAGGACGCAGACUCGAAAAUCCGGAAGAAGAUUUACAAGGAAAUUGUUCAAAAGCUGGAACAGGGGCUUUCUGAGGCCACGCCUAGGUCGGAUCUCAAACGACGGCGAUCAGAGUCACCUCCACCGGCCGAAAGUCAGGAUCACCGUCAACUGCCCAGCUCUUGGACUGGGAGCCGAAGGAGGGCGAAACGGGUAUUCUCGAAAGCCUCCAUUUGCAAGAGAGAGCGCACGGACGAGAUGCAUGGAUCGCCGUUCUCCGGGGUGUCUACACUUGCGAUGAGAGGAGUCACCGAAUCGUUUACCCACGGCAUCAAGAUCCAGGCAUCGGACCAGAUGAUUGUGCCCACUAUUACUUGCCGUCCAACCCGUCGGAAGGAUUUUGAGAUUGCAGUCGUUUGUGCCCUGCCGAUUGAAUUCAAUGCCGUUUCGCUUCUGGUGGAUCAAUUCUGGGAUGAAGAAGGCGACGUGUACGGAAGGGCGGUUGGGGACGAGAACACAUACACGACUGGGCGCAUUGGGAAAUUCAACGUCGUAUUGGCUCUGCUUCCGAACAUGGGAAAGAUUAGCGCUGCGGGCUCAGCUGCAAGCCUUCGAGGGAGCUUUCCAGGGCUGAGACUCGUGAUGCUGACCGGGAUCUGUGGUGGGGUUCCCAGACCAGGGACUGACGAAGAGUUACUCCUCGGUGAUGUUGUAAUAAGCAAGACUGUUUUGCAAUACGACCAUGGCAGGCUCUAUCCUGAUCGCUUUGCGAUGAAAGAUACCCUCGAAGACGCAGUUGGAAGACCAACCAGGAAUAUUCGGAAUCUGGUGAGUCUGUUAGAAACCGACCUGAUACGCGAACGAAUCGAGCAACGCGCAGCUUUCUUCCUUGAAGAGCUUCAGGGAAACUCACGAGGCGGACGUCGCCGCCGAGCGAAUUAUGAGUAUCCUGGAGCCGACAAUGAUAAUCUCUUCGAGGCAAGCUUCAGGCAUAAACAUUACUCUACGAAAGAAGAAUGUGUCUGCGCUGCUUGCUUCAAAGCCUCGGACCCUGUUUGCGAUGAAUCCAGUAAGAUGACGUGCAGUCAUCUUGGCUGUCACGCCGACCGCAUCGUGCCAAGGCAACGAAUCACAGAGAAGCGGCAACUGGAGAGCGAUGGGCGCACCAAAGAGGCACAGGCCCCUCUCAUAUUCGUGGGCCGCGUCGGAUCGGGCGAUAUGGUGAUCAAAUCGGGAGAAGUACGUGAUAAAAUCGCCGAGGAACAUGGAAUCCUGGCAUUUGAGAUGGAGGGUGCCGGUGUCCUCGAUGAGAUUCCCUGCAUUGUCGCCAAGGGUGUCUGUGACUAUGCCGACAGUCACAAGAACAAGAGCUGGCAGGCCUUUGCGGCUGCGACGGCUGCGUCUGUCACAAAGGCGUUGCUGGAGCGAUAUACUCAGACAGACAACCCACACGAAGCUGCGUCAAAUGCCGUCCAGCCACCUUUCGUUCCCAGAGAUAGAUACUAA
Molecule: messenger RNA, 2562 nt
Organism: Clonostachys solani
Lineage: Eukaryota; Fungi; Ascomycota; Sordariomycetes; Hypocreales; Bionectriaceae
Source: the annotation of a GenBank genome assembly